Molecule: messenger RNA, 1536 nt
Organism: Spea bombifrons (plains spadefoot toad)
Lineage: Eukaryota; Metazoa; Chordata; Amphibia; Anura; Pelobatidae
Exons: 8
Coding region: 78-1343 (421 amino acids)
Biological process (GO): glycine biosynthetic process; L-threonine catabolic process
Cellular component (GO): cytosol
Molecular function (GO): L-allo-threonine aldolase activity
Source: RefSeq, a predicted model, not a curated record
ACUACGUAAGAACCCGUGGAUUAACCCACAAUGCACUGUGGCGUCCAAAUUCCACGCUCGUGGGGGUGGGGGGUGUAAUGACUGCUGCGAGGCUGACGGUGGGCCUGGGCUGCUUCUAUAGGGCUGCAAUAAAGCCUUCCAGGUGCCGGUGGAAAGCUAUGGAGCAAAGGACUUCAGAUGUCCCGGGGACAGUCGGAGGAGUCCGUUCCAUGUAUAGAUCCACAGAGGUCCAAGAAGGGGUGCAGGUGGUGGACCUGCGCAGUGACACGGUGACGCAGCCCUGCGCCGAGAUGCGAAAAGCUAUGGCGGAGGCCAAGGUGGGGGACGACGUUUAUGGAGAAGACCCCACCGUGAAUGAGAUCCAGCGUCGGGCUGCCCAGAUACUUGGAACGGAAGAUGCUCUUUUUGUGACUUCUGGGACUAUGGGGAACCUGAUCUCAGUGAUGUGCCACUGCCGGACCAGAGGAGCCGAGAUCAUCGUAGGAGACGAAUCGCACAUGUACAUAUAUGAGCAAGGAGGUGCCGCGCAGAUCGCUGGAGUGUUUGUCCGUCCAGUGAGGACCCUCAGCGACGGGCGCCUCGACCUGAAAGAUCUGGAGAGUAAGAUCCAGCACGGGUUCCCCGAUCCUCACUACGCGGAGACACGUCUUAUCUGCUUGGAGAACAGCCAUAAUCGCAUGGGCGGGCGCGUCUUGCCCGUGUCCUACAUGGAGGAGGUCCGGAGACUUGCUGACCGGUACGGGCUUAAGGUUCACCUGGAUGGCGCUCGGCUACUAAACGCUACCCAGUCGCUGCGUGCGGAUCCAGCAGAGAUUGUUCGGUUCUGCGACUCGGUGUCCCUCUGUCUGUCCAAAGGUCUUGGUGCUCCUGUCGGUUCUCUUCUUGGAGGGACGGCACAGUUUGUGGCAGAUGCUCGGCGUGUGAGGAAGCUGCUUGGUGGGGGCAUGCGCCAGGCGGGUGUGCUAGCCGCUGCUGGCUUGGUUGCUCUUAAUCGGGCUCAGGAGAACGUGACAUUGGAUCACCAAAAUGCUAAAAUGUUCGCCAAGGGUGUACAAGAAAUAGGUUCCCCGCUUUGUACCUCGGACCCGGCGGCUGUGGAGACCAACAUUGUUUUACUGACCAUGAAUGAGAAGCUGCUUCCCGCUCAAGACUUGUGCGAGCAGCUGAGCGCGGUGAGCCCCGCAGAGAUAGCAAGCGGACAAGGAGUGAGCGUGCGCGCACUGUCCUUCUCACCCAGCUGCGUGAGGAUGGUUUGGCAUCGGGACAUCUCCGAGCUAAACACGCGGCAGGCCCUGGAAAAACUCAAGCAGGUCCUUCGACGAAACGCCGGGGUGCAGAGCUAAACGAGCACAGUGACCUCAACACAAAGGUCGUCCAAGGUCACCCAUCAAAGUAUAACCCACUGAUUUCCAAGCCACCUUCUGAUUUAUGUAAAUCAGUUAUAUUAAAGAACUGACUGUUGGGGCAGGAAGAUGCGAGGAUCUGUAACUAAAUUAUAGCAGAAUGGCUUCAAAUAAAAAACAUUGAAUAUUUGAA